AUGAUCCUCGAUAAUGGAUACUAUCAACAUGCGCUAAUACUGGAAUGGCAACCUAUUCCCAUUUCCUCCACAUCCACUGUACGUAAAUUGAGCACAUCGAAGUUGAGCAGUCACAUUUACCUUUGUCACCAGGAGGGAGGAAACACACUGAAAAUUACAAAAGUUCAAGCUGUUAUUGAAAAGACAGUACAAGAUUUACUUCGAGAUACGAGCUAA
Messenger RNA from Cylicocyclus nassatus, 216 nucleotides. NCBI's taxonomy places the organism in Eukaryota, Metazoa, Nematoda, Chromadorea, Rhabditida, Strongylidae. The record is from the annotation of a GenBank genome assembly.